AUUAAUUAAAAAUAUCAAUAAUUUACAUUGUUAUCUUUGUGACAGUUUUUCUCUUAUGAUUAUAAAUGAUUCACCACAGUUAACGUACAAACAUUAAACGGUGCCUAAAAAAACUGCUCUGACUAUAACUCAAACUUUAGAUUCACAAUGAUAAAUUAUUAACUUAUUAUUACAUUAGCAGAAACGUGUUUGUCAUAAAUAUAAAAAAAAUAAAAAUAAAAAUCUUUUGAAGACAAAAAUGCCAUGAGGACCAAUGUCACGUGACCCGCAACGGAUUGCCGGACGUGACGUCAGAACAGGAAGUAGGACUGGCUCUGUCAAGUGAAGUAGCAUAUUGGUACCAGAAACUGCUACAUGAAGUGACAGCUGCCGGCGACUGAGCCUCCUGAACCCCCGGAUGAAUGUUCACGUGGAUACCGGCAGAGGAGCUGUGAAGGUCUGCGGUGUUCGGGUGGAAAUGACCGCAAGAUGAGUCAUCUGUGGCUUGGACAUCAGUGAAUUGGUAGAGGAUGAGGCGUGCUCAGUGUUCUGGACUUGUCAGUGCAUGUUGCCAUAGCAACUGUUGUCACAAACCACACUAACAUGGAGGAGAAACUGUAGUCAGUCAUGUUACCUGCCUUCUGUUUGUCAGAUAACUAACAACAUAAGUUCCUGGGUUGGUUCAUGACCAGUGCUGAUCAUGUCACUGGGGGAGCAGUCUCAGAAAUGGUUUCCCACCCAUGUCCAAGCCACUGUUCUUCAAGCCAGCGGUUUACAGCCCAAGGGCAAAAAUGGCACCAACGAUGCCUACACUAUCAUCCAGCUGGGGAAGGAGAAAUAUUCCACAUCAGUCGCAGAGAAGACAGUUAACCCUAUAUGGAGGGAAGAAGCCUCCUUUGAAUUACCAGGUCUACUUUUGGAGGGGAAUCCUGAAGUGUAUUCACUUUGUCUGACUGUGAUGCACCGCUCUUUAGUUGGAAUGGACAAGUUCCUGGGUCAGAGGUUCAUCAACCUGAACGAAAUCUUUGAAAACAAAGGACGAAAGAAAACUGACUGGUACUCUCUGGAGUCCAAACCCGGGAAGAAGAAGAAGGACCGAGGCCGCAUCGAAGUCUGCAUUCAGUUCAUGAGGAACAACAUGACGGCCAGCAUGUUUGACCUCUCCAUGAAGGAGAAGCCCCGCUCCCCGUUUUCCAAACUCAAGGACAAAAUGAAAAACCGCAAACACGACAGCGGCUUCAGUGACGCGUCUUCUGCCGUCCUGCCUCACUCUGCUGCGUGUGAAUCAGAGCCCAGCGGCCAGUCCUUACCCUCGGAACCUCAAUCCCGGACAGAGGCAAAGGUUAAAAGACCUCUGCUUUCUGGAGCGCACAAACUCUCUGCGGCCCACUCCAUGUCAGAUCUCAUCGGGACGCACUUUCGACCUAAAUUGGACUCCAUGAACUCCAUUGAAGAAAGCGGAAGCUCAGGAGGCCCUCACAGGCGCUCCCAGAGCGAGGUGCCAGGAUACCAGGACGACCAGGCCCACAGCGACCCUUUCACCGAUAUCAGUGAUGGACUGCCACAGAAAUUCGCAACGCUCCCACGCAACCGCAACCCGUUUGAGGGGGAGCACGGGCAGCAGUGGGACCGGCCGGAGCGGAGGGACAAGAAGGACAAAGUCAGCCUACUGGAACGCGUCACGGGAAAGAAGGAAGGCCGCAAGACCAGCAACGGGGGCCGUUCAGGGAGCUCUGGAGAUCUGCAUUCUCCCAACCCCUUCAGCGGAGAUCCUCAAGCAGACACUAACCCGUUUAUAUCCAACUACAAAUCCAGUGAUAAAAAGCAAGCAGGAAGUGACGACGUUUCUUCUGGCCUUAAGAAGAAGAAAAAAGACAUUUUCAACACCAAAAAUGUGGUGACGCAGGGGCGCGCCGAGGCCUACAGCAGCUUGUCCUUUGAGGAGGUCGUCCAGGAGCUCAUCAAGCAGAAAGAAGUGGUGAAAAAGAAGGACGCACACAUCAGGGAGCUGGAGGACUACAUCGACAACCUGCUGGUCCGCGUCAUGGAGGAGACGCCAAGCAUUUUACGAACGCCCUACGAGCCGAAAAAGAAGGCGGGAAAACUUUCGAAGAAGUAGGAAAAAGGAAGCGCAUGAAAAACUGAACUUCAGGUGGAUUCUUAUGAAGUGGGGUCAUUUUCUUUUUCACUUUUUUCUGAAAAUUUGGGGUUUUAUAAAUUUUACAUCCUUCUUUUGUAUCAUACAAGUUACUCUGCAUUUACAGGGACAGGAGCAGCAUAUAGCUAAUUCAUUAGUUGGACCAUUUAAAGCCUCAUUAGGUUUAAAAAUUAGACCAAAUAUUAAAUCUAUUAAGCUCAGAGAUGUUAAGAACAACAGAGUUUAUGACAGUAUUAGACAGAAAAUAAUGGUGCUGUUUUCUGUAGGUCUGCGGAGAAAUCAGCUGUAAAAAAACAGUUCAAAAUGAAAAAGGAGUGAGGUUCGACUCCAGAAGGAACUGGAAGUUUUUAGAAUCAUUAAGGGGAAAAUGUUCCUGCUUAGUGAGCUGUGUUCAACCUGCGAGGGCAGUGUUAUGAUUUGGGGUUGCUUCAGUUGUGCAGCGACCCUUACACUAUGAAGAACAGAUAUUUUUUCAAAUCAGAAAAGUGAACCCAGCAGUUUGGUUCUCCUAUAUAAUGAGCGUUAACAUUGUUUGAGAAAAUCUUAACAAGAUGUUUGUUUCUGCUCCACACACUGAAUUUCAUUUGGACUUGAAGUUGUGUUGUUGUUCUGCCACAAAGUUUUUACAAAUUUUGCCAAGUUCCUGCUUUUUUUCCAGAUGCUCUGGUGCUGAUAUUUGGUUAAAAUAAGAUCAAGCUUUAGUUUAUUGUUUACAAUCCAGUUCUUGUUUAGGAUUUUCCACCUGAACGCCACAUUUUCUCCUUUAUGAGACUCGUGGACGAACUCAAGCUCUUGGCUUGUUUUCUUUGCUUUCUAUAGUUCUGGAGAAGUUUGGUUGGACUGAAGGUCUCAGUUGAUCACUGGAGGAAACGUCUUCACUAACUAUAAGUGCAAUAAUGCUUUUAUUCUGCUGGUACUGUUUACAUGUGGACCUCACCGUAGUGUCAGGCUCAUCUCAUGAAGUCGGUCUGAUGAUUAGAAAAGCUUUUGGAUGACAGCCUUCAGCGAUCAAGCAGCCGUCGUCUUCCUUCCAGACUCUUGUGGGUGUUUGCUGCACAAUCUUUAUUUAUAAGUGUUUGUUGGAAUAUUUUAUUUAGUCGUAAGGUACUUUAAAACACUACUGUAUUGUAUUACACCUUCCUCCCCACCUUCUCUGCUGGGUUAGACUUUAAAAAAACUUGAGGCACAUUCCAGAAAACGAGUGCUGUAAGAAGACAAACUCUACUGAAUGUCUGCUGCAAAUGUGUGAGUUUUCAUCAGUAUUUAAUAAAGCUGUGGGCAGCAGUGUUUCGGGUCACGCCUGGAGAGGUCAAACCAGGUCCAUCUGGCCUUCACACGUUCAUACCUUAAUGCUCGUACGAUGCUGUGCCUCCAUACUUUUAGAGUUUCCUUCAUUUUAAGCUAGUUUGCUGUUCUGGUUCUCUGAGCUCUAAAGUGAAUCUGACACUCGAUGAAUGUCUUCGUUGGACACAGGUACAUCAUGCUUGAAUGUCAUCAGAUGUGCUGUUUCCAUGUUUUUUAAACCCUUUAAAAGCUUCAGUUUGAAGUGGUCAGAGCAGCAGCUGGGAAUCAGCUUGAAGGACCUGAAGCUCUGUGGUGGAACUCUGAGUUUACAGAAAGAUGAGCGUUUUUAGACACUAUUCUUCACAUGUUGAAGAUCACACUUUGGUCUGACAUAACUGUCUUUAUUACAAUAAUGUUCAACCCAUCUUUUAAUGUGACCCCAACACUGUCCACCGUAGAUCACAGACCAGACGACAGUGAAAGCGGUUUAUUACACGUAAAGUCUCUCUGCACUUGAAGCUCCAAUCGUCCUUUUUACUGAAUGUAUUCUAGAGCAUCACUACUGGUGUUUUGAUAAACAGCAGAGUACUGAACAACCACCCUGCCAACACCGUUUAAAAUGUUUGGUUUAUCUACAGAGAUCCUCUCAUUUUGUUCCCUUCGUGUUGGAUCAGAACCGGACCGAACCAACACUCAUCUGUUCAACCUGAGAUGCCAAAAAAAAAAAUGGUUGGCUGACAUGAUGAAAAGCUUUGCACUGAAUGCCUUCUCACCAGUUUUUAGGUGUUUUUCACCCAUUUGUGUUUCUUAUUCAAUUACGUGUCAUGAACUUGUUCCAAACUUUCUUUUGACUCUUUUGUACAAAAAGUUUACUAGUUUGUGGUUUUACUUCAAGUCUUUUGAGUUUUUCCUGCCAGAAAUGUUUGUCAUUCUUCGAAGUGAAACUGCCUAAUGUCUUCCAGUUUGUAACCUGAUGUUGGUUAAGUGUGUGCAGGCAUUUUUCACUGCAGCUGAUUCAGGCCCGCCCAGCCCCAGAGCUGCACCGCUUUACAUGAAUCACAACCACAAGUAAAUGCUUGAUGAUCUUCAUCGUGGAAGAAAUUUGAACCCAGAGGUUGUUUUGUUCUGAUGCAUCAUGGGGGGGUGUGGGCUGCCUGUCAUUUGACUGGAUUGAUGCAUUUGCCUGACAUAAUUUCUUGCCGUUUAGCAGAUGUCUGUGCAAAACCUAAAUCUGAAUGAAAACCGUUUUCACAUCUUC
This is a messenger RNA of Oryzias melastigma (Indian medaka), 4679 nucleotides long. Its product is annotated as rab11 family-interacting protein 2. Gene Ontology annotation, cellular component: endosome; phagocytic cup. Gene Ontology annotation, molecular function: small GTPase binding. NCBI's taxonomy places the organism in Eukaryota, Metazoa, Chordata, Actinopteri, Beloniformes, Adrianichthyidae. The record is from RefSeq and is a predicted model, not a curated record. Gene Ontology annotation, biological process: regulated exocytosis. Bases 680 to 2098 code for a protein of 472 amino acids. The transcript has 6 exons.